CGAGUCUUUUCCGCGUGAGGCGUGACCCGUCGCCCUCGCUCGCUUGGUCUCUGCGCAAGAGCGCGCCGUCACGCUCAAGGUCGCCUUGCUGCCGGAGCCCGCCCCUGCCGCCGCGGCGCCGCUUGCUCGCUUUCGUCCUGCACGCGACGCACUGCCUGGCCAGGCCGCCUCUGCGCCCAGUACCAUCGGCCGGCGACGGAUUUCUGCGGCACUGCCUCGCCCUCCUCUGCCCUUAAUUCCUAUCUUCAUCAUACCAACUGUAGAUUGCUUCCGGCUCGGCUCCUGCUCCUUUCAACCAGUUUUUGGCCCGGGGCUUGCUCCCAAUCCUGAAUCCGCCACUGCCGCGCAGCACCAGGUCGACCGCACCGGCCACAGCGGAGAGGAGAUGUUCACGAACCCAGAGCGCCAGGUCGAGCGCACCGGCCGUGGUGGCACUCCGAGAGACCAGUACCUUCAGGAUCUCGUGACCCAGUUCCAGGACUCCACGGAUGAAGAUUGCAAGGAGAGGAUAGUCGCAAACUUGUCAAAUUUCGCAUAUGACCCUUAUAACUACGCCUUUAUGCGCCAGCUGAAUAUUCUCGAGCUGUUCUUGGACUGCAUUACGGAGUCAAAUGAAAGGCUUGUUGAGUUUGGUGUUGGUGGAAUAUGUAAUUCCUGCGUUGAUCCAGCGAAUGCUUCAGUAAUUAAUCGAUGUGGUGGAAUCCCAUUGGUUGUACAAUGCUUAUCUAGCCCAGUUAGGAAUACUGUUAUUUAUGCACUUGGAGCCUUGUACUACUUAUGCAACCCUUCGACAAAGAAAGAGAUUUUGAAACCGGACGUCCUUCGGGUGAUAAGAGACUAUUCUGCAGCUGGAGCUGUCAACAGCAGCUUCAGCAAUCUGGCAAAUGCAUUCCUGGACAAGCACGUCAACUCGUGAGUUCAGUUCAGAACGGCAGAUGCUAAAGGCUUGUAGCGCCAUCUGCUAGAAACUAGAGAAUAGAGGCUAUUCAGGAGUUACAGUUCUAUGCCCGUUUAUCCAAGCACAACAACAGACAGUAGUGAGUGAAUGAUAUAAAGCUGGAAAUUUUGAACCUAUAUGAAAACUCAAUAAGUUUAUCAGUGUUGGUGUUCCGGUAUUUAUUCCAGACAACCGUGGAGUUGUAUACUGUGGUUGAUUACUUGAUUAGGAUUUGUGGUUGAUGAUGCCUUUGGAGUAAAAGGGAGAAGGAUACAAUGCAUCUUUGUUGAAUUCAUUCAUGUUCUGGAAUGCAAUCUAUAGCCACGUGAACA
Messenger RNA from Lolium perenne, 1269 nucleotides. RefSeq lists its product as uncharacterized. Gene Ontology annotation, molecular function: protein binding. Lineage: Eukaryota; Viridiplantae; Streptophyta; Magnoliopsida; Poales; Poaceae. The record is from RefSeq and is a predicted model, not a curated record.